Molecule: messenger RNA, 987 nt
Organism: Vespula pensylvanica (western yellowjacket)
Lineage: Eukaryota; Metazoa; Arthropoda; Insecta; Hymenoptera; Vespidae
Gene: Pcd
Exons: 6
Coding region: 39-818 (259 amino acids)
Biological process (GO): tetrahydrobiopterin biosynthetic process
Molecular function (GO): 4-alpha-hydroxytetrahydrobiopterin dehydratase activity
Source: RefSeq, a predicted model, not a curated record
UUGUGCCAAGCGAGGAAGCUGAAUCGAUAUUUGAAAAAAUGUGGGAAUUCUUUUUAAGAGAGACAGACGUGCAAGAAAAAAAAAGAUUGUUAAUAAGAUUAGCAGCUAUUAGAAACAAAGAUAUUCUCAAUAAAUAUCUCCUAAAGAUACAAGAUGAGAAAGUCGUUCGUAGGCAAGAUUUUUUUGAAGUCAUCAGUAAUAUCGCUGUAAAUCCAAUAGGUCUGGAUAUAGUCUGGGACUUUUUUAGAAAUCAUUGGGAAAAUUUAAUCGAGAAAUUUGCAUUAAACGAUCACGCUGUGGACGCAGCUAUCGGAGCAGCUAUCUCUUUAUUCAAAGACGAAGAAAAAUUGAAGGAGCUGAUAGAGAAAUGCGUGUGGUCCAUAGCUAAGAUGUUGCUAGCAAUAUUGAUCAGGAGAUUUAUGAAUAGAAGGGGAUUUGAUCGGAGUAACGGUAUGUAUCACAACCUUGGACAGAAACAAUUAUCUGUUGCUGUCAGCUCCAAAAAACAAAAAAUGAAGAAACUUACGCAACAAGAGAGGGAUGUACUCCUGAAUCCAUUGUUAAAAACUGGAUGGUCUCUUCAAACAGAACGAGAUGCUAUUUAUAAAGAAUUUGUAUUUAAAAAUUUCAACGAAGCUUUUGGAUUUAUGACACGGAUAGCUCUACAAUCAGAAAAAAUGAAUCAUCAUGCUGAAUGGUUUAAUGUUUACAAUAAAGUAAAUAUGACCUUAUCUACUCAUGACAUUAAUGGAUUAUCCCAAAAGGAUAUCGAUUUGGCAACAUUCGUUGAAAAUGUUGUGAAAGGUUACAAUAAUUAAAUUAUUUUAAGAUUGAUGCCCUAAUAUAAUCACUGCAUCAAGAACCAAACAGAAAUAUAUCUCAGUUGUAAUGAUAUUUUUAAAAGAUUAUUCCAUAUAAAAAAAAAAAAUGUUAAAAUAUUUAUUAUUUUUUAUUAUGAUUAAAUAAUAAAGUUUGUUUAUGCAGUUA